Messenger RNA from Acanthosepion pharaonis, 468 nucleotides. Lineage: Eukaryota; Metazoa; Mollusca; Cephalopoda; Sepiida; Sepiidae. The record is from the annotation of a GenBank genome assembly.
AUGCCAAUGAUCCGCUGCGACCUAUCCAACGAUUCUGGAACCUUUAAUCGAGACAAGCGCGAACAUACGGGGCAAAAUGAAGCGGUGCACCAUCCUGUUGGAAAUCCCCUGUCAAAAGCGUCUUUGGUCAAAACAGAUCGCACAGAAUACGGCAGUUCGCAGAAUCACAGGAUGAAAGUUGUCUUUCUUUCUUUUGUAUGGCCUUUCUUCCUCCCUUUCUUUCUUUCUUUCUUUCUUUCUUCGUUUUUUUCUUUCUUUUUUGUUCUUUCUUGUUUCCUCCCUUUCUCUAUUGCUUUAUUUUUCAUCUCUUUUUUCUCCUUUUUCUUUCUUUCUUUCUUUCUUUCUUUCUUUUUUUCUUUAGAAACGGGUAUAGUUAUUUUCUCUCUUACUACCUUUCGUCUCUCUCUCUCUCUCUGCCUGCUCUUCUCUCCUUUUCUUUAUUCCCGCUUCUAUCUACUUUUUCACUAA